Molecule: messenger RNA, 940 nt
Organism: Diuraphis noxia (Russian wheat aphid)
Lineage: Eukaryota; Metazoa; Arthropoda; Insecta; Hemiptera; Aphididae
Product: F-box only protein 17-like
Biological process (GO): glycoprotein catabolic process; ERAD pathway; SCF-dependent proteasomal ubiquitin-dependent protein catabolic process
Cellular component (GO): cytoplasm; SCF ubiquitin ligase complex
Molecular function (GO): protein binding; ubiquitin protein ligase activity
Source: RefSeq, a predicted model, not a curated record
UACCUAUUUAAGGAUUCAUUUAAAAUUAUAUUUGUUUCUUUUGAUGUCAACAUUAUUUUAAAUUUAUUAUGAUGGAAGUAUUAAAAAAUCUUCAUAAACCUUUUGAUUUACUACCAGAUGAAAUGGUUGUGUAUGCAUUAAGCUUUGUUGAUGCAGACACCCUUUUGGAUUGUAGACUUGUGUGCAAAAGAUGGCGAGAACUUAUAGAUGCAUAUGUAUUUCAAGAAAAAGCUUCACGAGAAAAUGAAUUUGUGAAUAAUGGUCGAGGGUACUACAGUUUCUCUCAAAUUGAUUCCAAUAGUGUCAGAAAAUUAGAUUUGCCGUGGUACGUGUUUCAUGUUAUAUGCAAAUAUGAUCCAUUCAAUAGAAAUUUGGUGAAAAACCAUUGUGGACAAAAUGAAUUCAAACAUUGGAAUAUUACCAAUGAUCAUAAUUGGUGGACAAUUGAACAAACACCACAAGGUGCACCUUUAUUACCUGAAGAUCCUGAUUUUGAUGGGCAUACAAGCUGUUUCGUAUCGACGUAUCGCUUGUGUUCAAAAAGGCAAAAAAUCACAUUCAAAAAUUAUGGUUUAAAUGAUACUGUGAUGAGACUUCUUCAACCUGAAAUUUCAGUUAGUGAAUGGUAUACUGGUCGUUUUGAUUGUGGUUGCAAAUAUGCAUUGAGGGCAACUGUUCAUGAUGGGAAUGAUAAGCUAAUAGAACAACACAAUUACAAUGAUGUUUUACCUCAGUGGGAGGCUAAUAUUUGGACAAAAGCUUCACAUUCAUUUAAAAAUCAGAGCAAUGCAUCUCACUUAAUACUUUAUCAUUCUGGAGUAGACACACAGUAUUGGGCUGGUCAUUAUGGUACCAAAAUAUCUGGCUCUGUAGUUAAAAUUAUAUUACCAAUAAAAUUUAAAUGUGCUACCGAGUCUUAGAUACAUAUUUUAAUUAUAUG